Stegastes partitus (bicolor damselfish) is the source of this 951-nucleotide messenger RNA. It is a transcript of the gene park7, whose product is annotated as parkinson protein 7. Gene Ontology annotation, biological process: response to oxidative stress; glyoxal metabolic process; glycolate biosynthetic process. Lineage: Eukaryota; Metazoa; Chordata; Actinopteri; Pomacentridae. The coding region runs from base 96 to 665 and encodes 189 amino acids. Gene Ontology annotation, cellular component: mitochondrion; cytoplasm; nucleus. Gene Ontology annotation, molecular function: oxidoreductase activity, acting on peroxide as acceptor. The record is from RefSeq and is a predicted model, not a curated record. The transcript is spliced from 6 exons.
GCGGCUCUGGCAACCCGGCUGUCAGCGCCUCGGUGCCCGUCGCUGCCGGAGCUACACGCUGAAGUUCACCGUCAGUAGCACCACUACAGGCUGACAUGGCAGGCAAGAGGGCCUUGGUGAUCCUGGCUAAAGGUGCAGAGGAGAUGGAGACCGUUAUACCUGUGGACGUCAUGCGCAGAGCCGGGAUCGCGGUGACGGUGGCGGGCCUGACCGGCCCGGAGCCCGUCCAGUGCAGCCGGAGCGUCGUCAUCUGUCCCGAUGCGAGCCUGGAGGAGGCCAGCAAACAGGGCCCGUAUGACGUGGUGCUGCUGCCAGGAGGCAUGCCGGGGGCCCAGCAUCUGGCCGAGUCUCCCGCUGUGAAGGAGGUGCUGAAGGAUCAAGACGGCAGAAAAGGCCUGAUUGCAGCCAUCUGUGCAGGUCCCACUGCUCUCCUGGCACACGGCAUCGGCUACGGCAGCACCGUCACCACACAUCCUGGCGCCAAGGAGAAGAUGAUGGCUGGAGACCACUAUAAAUAUUCAGAGGCUCGAGUGCAGAAGGAUGGACAUUACAUCACCAGCCGUGGGCCAGGAACCAGCUUCGAGUUCGCCCUGACGAUUGUAGAGGAACUUAUGGGGGCUGAGGUUGCAGCUCAAGUCAAGGCUCCUCUGAUUAUGAAAGACUGACUGCAGCCGUGUUCCCUAUCCAUGUGCAAGCAGCUCAGCCGCUGUACCGGUCUGGCACCACGAGACGGCUGGUCCAUGUAGCCGGCACCCAGAGUCAAAGUCACCGGGGACAAGUCAUCGUGUCCCGGGGGACACAAGUCUGCUUCUGCUCUGACAGGUUGUCGUCCUCCCUCUAGUCAAAGGCACCUUGUGUUGUUUAACUCCCACAUAGCUGAUCCCACAAACUGCUGCUUGGUGUUCACAGCCUGUAUUGUGCCACUUGUCAUUAAAACAUGAGUGUGACGGC